This is a messenger RNA of Gastrolobium bilobum, 1023 nucleotides long. RefSeq lists its product as uncharacterized. NCBI's taxonomy places the organism in Eukaryota, Viridiplantae, Streptophyta, Magnoliopsida, Fabales, Fabaceae. Bases 1 to 1023 code for a protein of 340 amino acids. The transcript has a single exon. The record is from RefSeq and is a predicted model, not a curated record. Gene Ontology annotation, molecular function: nucleic acid binding; zinc ion binding.
AUGAUUAGGAAGAGCACGAAGCGUACGAAGAAUGGUGAAGAGAUUCCGACUGAAGGUCGGAUGCGUGAAGUGGUCUCUGAGUUUCAAUCUGGCGAGAAGGGUCUUGCUAAGCAUAGGUCCUUCGCGGAGGUAACUGGGAUGGAGAAUGGUGUUUCGGGCGAAGCAUCACCAUGGCUGAUGGAGGAGGAGGAUCCUGAUCUGGAUCUGCUCGAUCCAAACCAGGGGACUAUUUCUGGAUGGGGCUUUCAGACAGUAGCUAAAGAGGAUGGACUGGUGGAGAUUAAGAGCAAUGGAGAAGCUCGAGGUCGUAUGCAUCAACGAUGGAAGAACGCCUUGAUUGUCAUGUUGCUGGGCAAGAGGAUUGGUGUUGGGUUUAUGAAGCGCAGGUUGGGAGUGCUCUGGGCUAAAGCUGGAAGCAUUACAGUUGCGGAUUUAGGGAAUGAUUUCUUCUCUGUUCGCUUCAGGUGCCUGGAGGACCUGCAUUUGGCUAUUUCGGGAGGGCCUUGGGUGAUACUGGGUCAUUAUCUGGCUACCAGGAAAUGGGAGCCUUGCUUCGAUCCAGAGAAGGCAAACAUACAUAAGGUUGCAGCAUGGGUGCGUCUGCCAGGUAUUCCUCAAGAGUACUGUGAGUUUCCUUUUUUGAAUCAUUUGGGAACUGUGAUUGGUAAAGUCCUAAGAGUUGAUAGAACAACUUCUACUGAAGAUAGGGCUAGGUUUGCAAGAGUAUGCAUCGAGAUUGAUCUUGCCAAACCUCUGAAAGGGAUGUAUGUACUGGAUGGCUGUAGGAAAAGGAUAGAAUAUGAAGGAUUGUACCUAAUAUGUUUGAAGUGUGGCAGAUAUGGGCAUAAUCUUGAGUCUUGUCCAGAAGUUGCUAAGCAAACACCAAUGGAAAAGCCUUGUGAGAAUCCUGUUCAACCAGUGGAAAAGUCUGAAGCUCAGGGAGUUGGUGAGUGGAUGGUGGUGCAAAGAAGGAAGAAAGGAGGUCAAGCAUCACUGAAAAGUGAUCCCAGGAAUGCCAGAUGA